Molecule: messenger RNA, 1910 nt
Organism: Epinephelus moara (kelp grouper)
Lineage: Eukaryota; Metazoa; Chordata; Actinopteri; Perciformes; Serranidae
Product: myotonin-protein kinase
Exons: 15
Coding region: 147-1910 (587 amino acids)
Biological process (GO): actomyosin structure organization; peptidyl-threonine phosphorylation
Cellular component (GO): cytoskeleton; cytoplasm
Molecular function (GO): protein serine/threonine kinase activity; ATP binding
Source: RefSeq, a predicted model, not a curated record
AUGAGAUUCUCAAGAGGCCAACAGAGCAACUGUAAACCAAGAGGAAGAAGAAGAUCCAGCCUGUCUCACUGUAAAUCCAGUACACCAUGGACACCGGGGUUUCACCGCAAUUCUAAACCACGCAAACCUCUCACCCACCGGGCACCAUGUCAACGGGCCCUGGCCUUGGUGCACCUGACCUGGCCGAGGGCCCCCAAACUACAGGACCUGUUGGGCUCCAGACCCUGUUGGACCUUCUGGUAGGCGUCUACCAGGAGUUCUGCUCCUCGCCCUUUGCAAGGGAGAAGUAUGUCUCUGGUUUCCUGCAAUGGGCUGAGCCCCUGGUGAGGCAGGUGAGGAGGACUCGCAUCAAAAGAGAAGACUUUCACAUCCUGAAGGUGAUCGGUCGAGGCACAUUCAGUGAGGUUGCUGUGGCGAGGAUGCGAAGCACACAACAAGUAUAUGCUCUGAAGAUUAUGAAUAAGUGGGACAUGCUGAGGCGAGGAGAGACAGCAUGUUACCAGGAGGAGAGGGAGGUUUUACUGAGAGGCGACAGACGCUGGAUCACAGAGUUGCACUAUGCCUUUCAGGAUGACAACUAUCUGUACCUGGUGAUGGAUUACUAUGUAGGGGGGGACCUGCUGACUCUGCUCAGUAAGUUUGGAGACCGGAUCCCUGAGGACAUGGCUCAGUUCUACUUGGCUGAGAUGAUCAUGGCCAUUGACUCUGUCCACAGACUGGGUUAUGUUCACAGAGACAUCAAACCUGACAACAUCCUGCUGACAGCUGACGGACACAUCAGACUAGGGGACUUUGGUUCCUGUCUGAGGCUCCUAGAGGAUGGGAUGGUUCACUCAUCCCUAGCAGUCGGGACCCCUGACUAUUUGUCUCCAGAAAUUUUACGGGCAGUAGAGGGAGGUGGAGGUUAUGGUCCUGAAUGUGACUGGUGGGCUCUGGGGAUCUGUGCCUAUGAGAUGAUGCUGGGGACCACGCCCUUCUAUGCAGAGUCCAUCUCUGAGACGUAUGCAAAGAUCAUCCACUUUCAGGAGUAUUUUGAGUUCCCCCCUUCUGGCCCUGAGAUCUCAGACAAGGCUCGUUCCUUCGUCACUGGGCUCAUCUGUGAGAGGGAUGUCCGUCUGGGGAGGAAAGGCUCCAGUGACUUCAGGAGUCAUCCCUUCUUCAGUGGACUCGACUGGGGUUCCCUGCAUAAGCACCCUGCUCCCUUCCUGCCUGAAGUGUCUAAUGCAACGGACACCUCCAACUUUGACAUUCUGGAUGACAGUCUCAGUGAAAUGGAGACACUGUCUGAUGUGAUGGACAGAGCUCCAGUGGGAGUGCACUUGGCUUUUGUUGGAUACUCUUACACCGCUACCUGUCAGACGGGUGCCAUCGACCGCAGUCAAGACAUCAUGAUGCAGAUUGACCACACAAGGCUCAGGGACUGUGAGAGCCUUUACAAACCAGAGAAAACGAGCCAGCUGUGGCAGCUCACAGACACUCUACAAGACGGCCUUCCGGCUCUUAUGGAGCUCCCGCUAACUCUGGAGCAAGGUCCAACUGCAUCCACGCAGACCACCACUGAGGAGGAGGAGGUGGAGGAGGAGGAGGAGGAGGAGGAGGAGGAGGAGGAGGAGGAGGAGGAGGAGGAGACUGACCAAAUAUCAGGACUUGAUGACGGCUUGCAGAGACGGUUACAAGAAGCAGAGAGGAGAUAUUGCCAGCUGGAGAAAGAAAUGGAGAGAUUGAAGGGGGAGAUGCAGGACUGGAGAGCCCCCAAAGAGACAGCACUGAGUAUCUACCCAGCAUCUCUUGCUCUGCCUGCCCACUGUGUGGACCCAUCAGGGGAUAGGGAGAGAGCGCCCCCAGGCUGCCAUUACCCGCUGGUGAUUCCUCUCCACCGCCACCUGCUCCUGUUCCACAGGGAGAGGUAA